UGUGGAUGAAUUAAGAGUGUGUUUCCCAGCUUAACUUUACUUUAGGUAGAGUGCCAAACCCAAAAAUGUCAAGUAACUCAAGAAAAGCCCAAUACAAAAGUGGUGCAUUGAUUUUGUGUAUUAGCUUUUCUCAUGUUUCAGUAAGCCACAUAAUAUAAUUGCAAAUAUGAAGUCAUUUGGUGCAUUUUUUAAUUUUAUUUUUGGAUGUGCUACCUCAUUACUCUUUUUUUUUAGGUACUUCAGCUUUCUGAAGCAAACUGACAAUGUCUGGUACCCCUCCAAACUAGUUAGGCCCCCAAAUCUGCAAGCUCUUCCAAAACAUUAGCUGUUAGCACUCAUCAGCGUAUGUGCACAAACCUAAUGGGCACAAAUAUAAAGCAGAAUCUCUAUAUUAUUGUAAAUGUGUUUAAAUUAAUCUCCUUAGCCCUGAGGGCUAAGAAGUACCAUUUUCAUUUCCCAAGAAGAUUAUUUUUAAAUUGUAGAUUACACUUGCUGUGUGUACAUGAAUGUGGAAAGUGGUAAAGACCCAUACAAAGGUCAUGCUCUCCAAUGGUUUCUCUAUUCACUCCAUCUGAUUUCUUCUGACCCUAUGAAAUGAUUCAGGAUCAGCUUAUCUGACCAGACCCAACAUCUAUUCUGAAAAAAGUUUCAAAUGAUUCUGGGUCAGGUCAGUCUUAUCUAUGGCCCCAUUAUCCACAUUAUGCACGGAAUAUUUUGCACUUAGAAAUCCUGCCCCUUUCAUCACGGUAAUUCAAUUACUGUUAAACACUGACAGCAAAUUAAGCUUCCUGAAAUCUAAACAGACAAUCCAAUUCCACCAUCUCUAAUAUAGGCCAACUGCAGGCAGCAAAUCCCAAAGAGAUUGCCUCUCAGCUCCCUAUGCUGUGAUUGGUCACUGCUGACCUGUAAGUGCAAGCAGGAGGACAUCUGCUUUUCACCCUGCCCCGUCGCCUGCGUUCUGGCGUGCCAGCACACUUGAUCAGGCGCCCUGUUACACAGCUGGCAUAAAUCACUGCUACAUUCAGCGAUCUGGCUCAUUCCCCUUGCUCUGCAAGCCACAGCUCACUCUGAAGCAUGCGCGUUCUACUGGAGAGCAGCUGGAUGAAGUUUGGUCCGGCUGGUAGGGGUACCUAUGACUGGGUGACAGGGGCACCACCUCCUUCCGUGGAGAAACAAUUGCAAGGUUACCACUGGAAUGAGCUAUCCCCCGAUGAGGGAACCAAGUCUGAGAUAAUUGCCUAUAUCAUCCUCCCUACUGCCUCACUCCUCUUUAUUGGCUUCUUGGCCUUCCUAGCCUACAGGAAGUUCUCUCACAGUAAGCUGGCCCUGGCAAAUGUCAUUGCACUGGAUAUGAAUGAUGCAGAGGGCAAUGCUGAGUUUCUGUCUUCUCUGAACUGCGACGCUGAGCAGUUCUCCCGCUCCAGCUCGGACACGUCGGACGGCGUCUUCCUCAUGGUCUACCUACCGCCCCCAUAUGAGGAGACCCUCACUAAGAUCACUCGAGCUACCAGCUCCUCCAGCGCCAAGGACAUGGAGUCCAUGAAGAUGGAAGACCUGGAGGCCAGGCUGUGUCCAGAGACCAAUUCAAGUGGCUGCUACGUGUAACAAUGACAAGUCAGGGUGUGGAGGGAUAGUUUCUACCUACAACUAAAUAUUUAAUCAGACAGAGGAAAAUGUGGCAGCUAAAAUGGCUUUUGUGGAUCUGCAUAUUAAAUCAUCUACUCUUGCGGUUUCUUCUUCCAGGGUGCUUACUAGACACCUGUUGCAUUUUGUGGAACAGACAGUGCUUGGUGACUGUAAAGCGACACUCCCAUUAAUCAUGUGUUUGUUGCCAUGCCUUGUACAGGAUCUGGCCACCUAUGGCAUCAAUCCACUCACAUGUAUAGUGUUGAUAUGUUUUCAUUGGUCUUUCUUGAUAAAAUCACUGUGUUCAUCUUAGUAGCACUGGCACAUGGUUUUGAGACAGGUCUCAUGAAGAGUAUCAAGAGGAAGAGCAAUUUUUUUCCAGUGUAUCAGUGCUUUAUUUUCUUUGGUUUCCAGUUGUGUAGAAAUAUAGGGUAUUAACCCUGUUGAACCCAGCCACACAUAAAAGAAAGGAAAUAGCUCAAAAAUAACAUGUUGGUUUAAGGAUUUAUUUUAAUUUGGCCUUAUAAUUCAUCCAGGUGUAAACAAAAACUUGCUAAAAAACAGCAUAUAUUGUAUAUUCAAAGAUUUGUUUUUUGCAGGAUUAAAAUAGACUUUUUAUAAUAUGCUUCAAUCCAUUUUGACAAAAUAUAUUGUAUAAAUUUGUUUUUUUUUUGUGACAUUUCUUAUAAUAAAGAAUUUCAAAGACACCUGUCAUUUUGAUUUUUAAAAGUCCACUUGAUUGUGAUUUCUGGGAGAGCUCGAACUGCACACAGUGGGACAAUAAGCAAUCAAUGAUUAUAGCUACUUAAAAUCAGUACAUGUUUUGAUCUAUCUUAUCUUCUUAAGGCAAAGAUGAGUUUCUGAGCUUAUUUCUGCCUUUUGAAGGUCUGGAUAGAUAAAUGGAAAACAGCAUAACCACUGGUAGUUUUUAAGAAAAGAAUCAAUAAACAGAAGUGACAUGAGAUUUUUAGACCAUUUAUACAUGACAGAGUUCUCCCAGCUUCUACUGCCACAUAACCUGACUGCCUACUUUCCUGAUCCAUCCCAUGUAGUGAUCUUCCAAUUCAAGCUGUCGGCUAUCAGCCUUUGUUAAAUUCCUCCCUCUUUACUACCGCCUACACCAUU
This is a messenger RNA of Anguilla rostrata (American eel), 2751 nucleotides long. Its product is annotated as small integral membrane protein 28-like. Bases 1075 to 1605 code for a protein of 176 amino acids. The record is from RefSeq and is a predicted model, not a curated record. NCBI's taxonomy places the organism in Eukaryota, Metazoa, Chordata, Actinopteri, Anguilliformes, Anguillidae. The transcript has 2 exons.